This is a messenger RNA of Nipponia nippon (crested ibis), 2970 nucleotides long. Lineage: Eukaryota; Metazoa; Chordata; Aves; Pelecaniformes; Threskiornithidae. The record is from RefSeq and is a predicted model, not a curated record.
AUGACAAGCUCAAUAAAAGAAUGCAGUAUCUGCUCUCCUGAUUCAACAAUAUCGUCUCUUUUAACAAGCUGUAGCAUUGACAGCAAUAACCCAUGCUCGGACAGUUUGAUUCACUACAAGGACAAGUUUUACAGCUCUGCAUCUGAGGCUCUGGAAGCUUAUAUUGACGACUUUGAGCUAAGUCUCACAUCUUCAGAAAUAAGCACUGGAAAAAUCUGCAUAUGUCAAAGCACGCCCAAAAAAGUUGAGUUUUCAAAGCAUAAUGCCAAAGAAAAACAAGCAUUGGAUGAUUUUAAUCAGCACAUAGGAUUGGGUUCUCUUGCUUCACCCUGUAGAAGGCAGACUGAGUGUGACCCAGACUCGAUUAGUCUUGCGACGGAUGAUCUGUUAGCAUUUCCAGCAGAUGGGUCGCUGCCCUUUGUCCAGCGUAGUCUUGUCAAAUCAAGGCAUCAAAGUAGCGAGAGGAACAGGCGGUCGCUUAAAACCUCUUUCUGCCCUUGCCAAACCUCAUCACCCAAUACUGAAGGUGGUUUCAGUCUCCAGAAGAAUGGGAAAGCUGUCGCUCACCAGAAUCCACACAGAGACUUCAGCAGAAAGCAAUGCAGCGUGUAUACAUCUGAUAGGUACGGUUCUGUCUCCUCUAAAGGAAGUUCGAGAGCCUUGUGUUUUGAAGAGCCCUCUAACACUUUUCCUGUUAAGAAUUAUCCACGGUGGCUUACCAGUCAGAAGUCUGACUUAAGCGUAUCAGGAAUAAGUAGCAUUCCUAAUUCUCGCUACCCAGUCUGGCUUAAGAGUUACAACCUUUUUCCUGAUUCAGCUAAAGAAAGUGAUGGUCAGAAUUUUAAUGUACAAGGCACAGCUUCCUCUUCACAAACUUUUGAGAUCCUGAAAAAAAGACACUCUGUAGAUAAAGACAGUUCUCAUUUUUUUGAACAAAACGGUUGCCUGGAUCUGAGAGGUGAUAACAAAGUAGAAGAAAGUUACAGCUAUGACAAUCCAGAUGCGUGCUUCCAAUUCGAUAACUUCUUUUCAGGACACACCAAAAAGCCAUUCACAGAAGACCAGCUUGAGCUGCUUACCUUGAAGGCUGGCAAAGGUCCGGAGAGUUCAACUGAAGAUUUGUCAAAUAAUCUGGAAAACGAUGGCAGUCCUUCUACAACAGAUAUACUAGGAGCAGAAAGAUCAUGGGAAAACGCUCCAGGUGCUUUCAAACCACCAGUGCCUGUGUGCUGUGAGGACGUGGAGAAUGCUCUACCAUUCCCCAAGGCAGAUAUCAUACAUAAGUUCUUGGAAGACUGUUUAAAUGACAAAAAUCAGGAAAAUAAUUUUGCUGGAGGUCAUCAUCACAGGCCCUUUGAAGCUUUGAAGCUAAUGUUGUUUAAACUUCAAGCAAUUCAGGGAAAUUUAUGCCAGAAUGAAACUGCUGAGCAAAAGGAAGAGUUUGAAAAACUUUCUGAAAAAGCAGAGGCUGAAUUAAAACUGUGUGACAGUGAGAUAAUCCCUCUUACUAAUUCUAUUCGGAAGGCUUUACACCAUUUGUCACGUCUUAAAAGUCUUGUUGAAGAGAACAGUAACCAACAAGAGCAGACCGAUGAUCAUGAAGAUGAACAAGAAAAAAUGAUCUUAUCUCUUAGAUUUAGUACUCUUAGAGAAAGAAAGGGCAGCUGGUCCCUAAUGAAAGUCUUUCUAGUUUGCCUGUUGGCCUGUGUUAUCACCACCGCAAUAGGAGUGCUCGCCCUCUCCUUGGUCUAUGUAAAGAACAGCGCCUUUAUGAAAGAGACGGCUGUUAAAGAUGAUGGUGCAUCUUCCCCAAAACCAGAUGAAAAAAGCGUGGAUAUCAAAUUCCAGUUCCUGAAUCAUCUGGGGAAAUCAAAGGUACAUAACUACCCAGGUGGUGAAAUUCAGUGGGCAAGAUUCAGGAAGGAUGUAAACGAAUAUCAAAGUGAUGAAGAAAUGGAAUUUGGAAAAAGUAUCAAUACCCAUCGCUCCAAAAUGACUUUUGGAACCUUACGGAUCAAGAGCAAAGGGCUUCGGGCUCCCCACUGGCAUUUUAAUGCCAAUGAACACGGCUACCUGCUACAGGGUACUGCCUGGAUUGGAGUAAUUGGUGCAGAUGACAGCGUGGUUACCACAUACAACGUCACGGCUGGUCAAGUGAUCUUCUUCCCUAGAAACACUGUGCAUUGGAUAAAGAACGUAGGAUCAGAAGACUGUGUGUUCUUGCUGUUUUUUACAACACAUGAAGAACUUCAGACCUUGGAUGUAGAUGACGCAUUUUUCUCUACCCCAGAGGAUAUAGCAGCUAGAGCAUUAAAGCCACAAGGUGGAGUUAACUUCAUCAGAACAUUCAAGAAACAAGCAGAAGAUCAAGCAGUUAACCUCCCACCAAACUUAGAUGAGCUUGUACAAAAUGCCACCUAUGUGCAGUCUCCGGACCACCUCGUAUGGCAGUACUUCUACAAUCUCAAAGGGUCAGCAGAAUAUCCUUUUCCAGGAGGAAUCUUCCAGUGGGCUCGCUACCGCAUAAAUGGCACUGGGCUAAAUGAAACAGAAAAAAUUUUUAGUGAGUCACUGAACAAGCAUGAAAAUACCCUUACCUUAGCAACUCUCAGGAUAUUCAGCAAUGGACUGGGGCAGCCUCAUUUCCACUUCAAUGCUAAUGAGAUGGGUUAUGUCAUUAGCGGCUGCGGACAGGCUGGAGUUAUUCUCUCAUCUGGAGUCACCGCCAGGUUCAACAUCGACAUUGGAGAUGUCAUAUUUUUCCCUGUUGGAACCCAGCAUUAUAUCAAGAGCGUAUGUGAUGAGGAUUUGGUGUUGAUUCUAGCCUACAGUACAGGGAACCAGCUGGAAACUCUUCGUAUGAAUGACUACUUCCAUGGAACAGCAGAUCAUAUCCUUGCUCAGCUUUUUUUCAAGGAACAGGCUGAGUUUAAGAAGUUCCCAAAGGCUGCCAAAAAAAUAGGCAAAUAA